Messenger RNA from Galleria mellonella (greater wax moth), 875 nucleotides. It is a transcript of the gene Fln, whose product is annotated as flightin. The record is from RefSeq and is a predicted model, not a curated record. The transcript has 3 exons. NCBI's taxonomy places the organism in Eukaryota, Metazoa, Arthropoda, Insecta, Lepidoptera, Pyralidae. Bases 179 to 658 code for a protein of 159 amino acids.
AGAAAAUCAUUGGCAGCCCAUCUUAGAAAGAGUGCUAGCGCUUGCGACAGCCAGGUGGGGUCGAAGGGAGAUAAUUUGGGAGGCUGCGUCCGCGGUCAGGGCACGGUGCUCACAGUCGUACACGAACGAUCAUCCGAUCCACACAUCUCCAAACCCAGUUAGAAUACCCCCGUGCAAAAUGUGGGAUGACGUCGAAGAGGAAACUCCAGCGCAGCCCGAACCUGCCCCCGAGGCACCGCCAGCCGAAGACCCCGCUCCCGCUGCCCCCAAACCCGAAGUGGCGGAACCUCCGGCGCCAGAGAACAUCGUCACGGGAACAGAACCUAGGAAACUUGUAUUCAAACACUGGAUUAGGCCAAAAUUCCUUCAAUACUCUUACCUGUACGACUAUCAGAAAAAUUACUAUGAUCAACUUAUCAACUACCUGGACAGACGAAAUAAAGGAUUGCCAGUAGAAAAACCACGAGCGCAGACAUGGGGCGAGCGUGCUCUUAGAACCUAUCUGUCGAAGAGCUCAAGUUAUAGCUCGAGGUGCUUAAACAAGGACACCACGCUUCUCCAUCACAUCUCUACAGGCGCGCGGUUCCACCGUUAUCACAGCAAGUCCCUUAUCUCGAGGAAGUAUUCCAGACUCGGAUUUAACACUGUAUCUAUCUAGCUUCGCUCUAACACCCACGCUUUACAUGGCUAUGCGGACACCAAUCCGGUUGGUUGUGUGACCUUAAUUGUCAAUUUUACAGGAUUACGUUGGUGUAAAGCAGCAAUCACAGAUAAUCAUAUACUGCCUUAGAGUGACCACAGUCUGAUCGGAAGCCGUCCGCAUUCCUAUAAAUAUGUCUGUCUUGAUUGGGUAAGACAAUAAAUGUUUAAGUUUA